Messenger RNA from Cajanus cajan (pigeon pea), 852 nucleotides. Its product is annotated as large ribosomal subunit protein eL19x. Gene Ontology annotation, molecular function: RNA binding; structural constituent of ribosome. Gene Ontology annotation, cellular component: ribosome; cytosolic large ribosomal subunit. Gene Ontology annotation, biological process: translation. NCBI's taxonomy places the organism in Eukaryota, Viridiplantae, Streptophyta, Magnoliopsida, Fabales, Fabaceae. The record is from RefSeq and is a predicted model, not a curated record.
UCCCCAACACAUUCGGCGUUAAGCUGAGCUUCACCGUCGGUUGCACCAAAAAUGGUUUCCCUCAAACUGCAGAAGCGCCUCGCCGCCAGCGUCCUCAAGUGCGGCAGAGGAAAAGUUUGGCUUGACCCCAAUGAAGUCAACGAAAUCUCCAUGGCCAAUUCCCGCCAAAACAUUAGGAAGCUGGUGAAGGAUGGGUUUAUCAUCAGGAAGCCCACCAAGAUUCACUCUCGCUCGCGUGCUCGUAGAAUGAAGGAAGCUAAGAGGAAAGGACGACACUCUGGAUAUGGUAAGCGUAAGGGUACAAGGGAGGCAAGGCUUCCCACCAAAAUCCUUUGGAUGAGGAGAAUGCGAGUGCUCAGACGCUUGCUCCGCAAGUACAGGGAAUCUAAGAAGAUUGACAAACACAUGUACCAUGACAUGUACAUGAAGGUUAAGGGUAAUGUUUUCAAGAACAAGAGGGUUUUAAUGGAGAGCAUUCACAAGUCCAAGGCUGAGAAGGCUAGAGAGAAGACAUUGUCUGAUCAGUUUGAGGCCAAACGUGCCAAGAACAAGGCCAGCAGGGAAAGAAAAAUUGCUCGGAGGGAGGAGCGAUUGGCCCAAGGUCCUGGAGAAAGGGCGCCAGCUGCACCCAGUGCUCCAUCUGCUACAGCAUCACAGCCAGCCCAAGCACCAAAGAAAUCCAAGAAGUGAGCCACUUAUUCUGAGAUUGGCUUGUAGAAAUUUUUGGACUGGCAUCCCGAGUUUCUGUUCUAAAAUAGUAGUUUUGACGAGUUUGGAGGAGUUUCUGUGUUGGUUUAGACCUUGUUUAAUUUUUAUUUAAGUAUAUGAAAUUAUAACAUUCCGUUCUUUUUA